AUGCUGCCCAAGCCCACGGGCGGCUGGCGGCCCAUCUGGCUGCUCUCCAGCAUCCCGCGGAUCUGGAACAAGCUCAGGCAGGCCGAGGCGCGGCGCUGGGAGGCCUCCCUCCGCGGCUGCGGCGCAGCCGACUUCUGGGGCGGACCAGGGCGCUCGGCCCAGGAGUCCGCGUGGCGCCACGCGCUGGCCGCCAAGGCGGCAGGGGCACAGCAGCUAUACGGAGCCGCGCUGCUGAUCGACCUCGGGAAUGCGUACGAAACGGUGCGGCUGGCCCGCGCCGAGCGCCUGGCCCGCCGAGCUGGCCUGCAUGGCCGACUGGUCCGCUGCGCCAUGUCGACCUACCGCGGGCGCCGACGCAUACGGGUGGGCACCGUCGUGGCCGAGGCGCGCGCGCUGGACGCGGGCCUGGUGGCUGGGUGCCCGUGCGCGGGGAGGACCCGUAAGGCGGCGAUGCUACCGGUGGCGAGGGCGCACUCCGAGGAGUUUGGCGCCUGCAGCAGCGGCGAGCUGAAGUCCGACGUGUCCGUUUCCUACGACGACGCGACCAUGGCCUGCUACGGGCGCGCCCCGCGGGCGAUCGCGAAGCACCUGGUGGAGGCGGGGCUCGCGGUGGCAGCGGGUCUUACCGCGUUCGGCUGCAGGAUCUCGGGGGCCAAGACGGAGGUGGUGGUUUCCGACCCGCCGACGCGAGACGAGGUCCAGGCGGCGCUGAAGGCCGGCGCCCUUUAUGUGCGCAAAGUCAGAGCCUCAAUUUAA
Prorocentrum cordatum is the source of this 756-nucleotide messenger RNA. The record is from the annotation of a GenBank genome assembly. Lineage: Eukaryota; Dinophyceae; Prorocentrales; Prorocentraceae.